AUGUCAUACAAUAAUAACAAGGACGGAGAUGAUACCGCGACGAUACCAACGGAUCACUCCGACCCCUCUCAAUCCGAAGUCACUGCUCUCUAUGAAUACAUAAAUUCGUAUUCAUUCUCCUCUGAUGCCGAAUUCAGAAGCGGGCUGGCAGUCAUUCUCGGUCAUCCUGAUACGCCUGCCUCAGAGGCGGAGCUCACCAGCGAAGAUGACCUGGUCCUGAAGGCAAAGAAGAAGAAUAUCACGCCGCCUCUAGAUUUCGCAGCCUAUAAGAACUGGUUGAAAUCAGCAGCAGAGAAAUCGCGGGGUUCGGAAUCACAAUCCCCAGAAGACACAAGGACCACAAGCAACGACUUCCAGCCUCAGCAUACGACCACGACGUCAUCAGAAGGUGUAAUGUCUUCAUCGCCGCAUUCCGUGCCAAGCAAUCAUCAAAAAACGUCUGAACCCGCCUAUCCCUCCUCCUUCGCACACAUUGUCGAGCUCAUUACUACUGGUCAACCUAUACCUGGUAUUCAGCAAAUUCCAGACACGGUGUUGACAGGUCAUGAAACCCUCAGCAGAGUAACAAGAAGGCGUAAACCUUGGGAGAAAGAUGACAAAGAGAAAGAGUUGGAAGAGCAAAAGUGA
This is a messenger RNA of Rasamsonia emersonii CBS 393.64, 627 nucleotides long. RefSeq lists its product as uncharacterized. The record is from RefSeq and is a predicted model, not a curated record. The transcript has 2 exons. The coding region runs from base 1 to 627 and encodes 208 amino acids. Lineage: Eukaryota; Fungi; Ascomycota; Eurotiomycetes; Eurotiales; Trichocomaceae.